Molecule: messenger RNA, 3165 nt
Organism: Triplophysa dalaica
Lineage: Eukaryota; Metazoa; Chordata; Actinopteri; Cypriniformes; Nemacheilidae
Gene: avil
Product: advillin
Exons: 20
Coding region: 158-2599 (813 amino acids)
Biological process (GO): actin filament severing; cytoskeleton organization; actin polymerization or depolymerization
Cellular component (GO): cytoplasm; actin cytoskeleton
Molecular function (GO): actin filament binding; phosphatidylinositol-4,5-bisphosphate binding
Source: RefSeq, a predicted model, not a curated record
CAAAAAAGGAGAUGUUUUGCUUUGUGCAUUGCUAGCAUCAGUGUGAUGUCACUGACUGGACUGCACACAUCCACAUUUCCAUCCAUCUGUCUGAGGAGAAACAUCCUUUGAAAAUUGAAAUUUGACUUUUGUUAUAAGUCGGAUACACUGUGCAAUCAUGCAACAAACAUUUAGAGCGGUCACAAACAACCCUGGGAUACUUAUUUGGAGAAUUGAGAAAAUGGAUCUGGUUUUGGUCCCGGAAAGUGCUCAUGGACAAUUUUAUGACAGCGACUGCUAUUUAUUGUUGCAAACACGCAAGGCUGGCAAAUCAGCAUACUAUGACAUACAUUAUUGGCUAGGUUCCAUGUCCACACAGGAUGAGCAGGGAGCUGCUGCAAUCUAUGCUAUGCAGCUGGAUGAAUUCCUGGGAACCUCACCCGUGCAGCACCGUGAGGUUCAGCACCAUGAGUCCAGCAUCUUCUGUGGAUACUUCAAACAGGGCAUCAUAUAUAAGUCAGGAGGCGUGUCCACUGGAAUGAAUCAUGUGCAGACAAACACUUAUGACAUUCAAAGACUGCUUCACGUGAAAGGAAAGAGGAAGGUGACUGGCACAGAGGUGGAAAUGAGUUGGGGAAGUUUUGACACUGGCAGUGUUUUUCUCUUGGAUCUUGGCAAGACCAUUGUCCAGUGGAAUGGGCCUGAAAGCAACAAACAAGAACGGUUGAAGGGCAUGAUGCUGGCCAAGGACAUAAGAGACCGUGAACGAGGAGGUCGGGCAGAGAUCGGGGUGAUUGAGGGAGAUGCAGAAGCAAAGUCCCCUCACCUAAUGGCCAUUAUGACCAGCAUUCUUGGUGAACGGCCCUCUGUGCUGCCCAGUGGAACGCCUGAUGAAAUAUCAGACCAGGAGCAGAUGACUAAGCUCACCCUCUACCAUGUGUCGGAUGAGAAUGGAACUAUGAAGAUCACUGAGAUCUCAACCAGUCCACUAACACAGGACAUGUUGAAUCAUGAUGACUGUUAUAUUUUGGACCAGGGGGGAAUGUCAAUAUUUGUGUGGAAAGGGAAGACCGCAAACAAAGCUGAGAGACAAGCAGCCAUGAACAGAGCUUUGGAGUUCAUUAAAAUAAAGGGUUAUGCAAAUACUACUAAAGUGGAAACUGUCUGUGAUGGAGGAGAAUCAGCUCUCUUUAAACAACUCUUCAAGACCUGGACUGUCAAAGAUCAGACAAACGGUCUGGGACGCACACAUGCUGUAGGGAGAGUGGCUGAUGUGCCUCAAGAGAAAUUUGAUGCCACUAAGAUGCAUGUGAUGCCUGAAGUUGCAGCACAGGAGCGCAUGGUGGAUGAUGGCAGUGGCAAACUACAGGUGUGGCGAAUUGAGAAUCUGGAGUUGGUUGAGGUAGAUCCUGCAAUGCAUGGAUUCUUCUAUGGAGGUGACUGCUACCUCAUUCUCUACAGCUAUGAAGUAAAUGGCAGGAACAGCUACAUUCUUUACAUGUGGAUGGGACGUCAUUCUUCUCAAGAUGAAAUUACUGCCACUGCAUAUCAGUCUGUCACUCUGGACCAGCAGUACAGCGGUCAACCUGUUCAAGUGAGGGUCUGCAUGGGAAAAGAACCUCGCCACCUCAUGGCUAUUUUCAAGGGCAAAGUGAUUAUUUUCGAGGGGGGAACUUCCAGAAAGGGGGUCUCUGAUCCGGAACCCCCUGUUCGUCUUUUCCAGAUCUGUGGCACUCACCCAACCAAUUCAAAAGCAAUAGAAGUCCCAGCUCUGUCUGCCUCUCUCAACUCUAAUGAUGUCUUUCUUUUAAAAAGCCAGUUUGGAGUCUUCCUGUGGUAUGGCAAAGGCUCCAGUGGAGAUGAAAGGGCUAUGGCAAAAGAAGUGAGCGCCUUCAUUGGUCAAGGGGCAACUGAAGAAAUCAUGGCUGAAGGACAGGAGCCAAAUGAGUUCUGGGAACUCUUAGGUGGAAAGACGACUUAUGCAAGUGACAGGAGAUUACAACAGACUGCUCCAGAUCAUCAACCCCGUCUUUAUGAAUGCUCCAAUAAGACCGGUCGGUUUAUUGCCACUGAGGUCACCCAGUUCACACAGGAUGAUCUGAGAGAAGAUGAUGUCAUGCUUUUGGAUAUAUGGGAUCAGGUAUUCCUUUGGAUAGGAAAUGAAGCCAAUGAUGUGGAGCGUAAAGAAUCUUUGACCACUUGCCAAGAAUACCUGCGGACCCAUCCUGGAGUGCGAGACCCUGACACACCUAUAAUGCUUGUGAAGCAGGGUUUUGAACCCCCGAGCUUUACUGGCUGGUUUACUGCCUGGGACCCGACAAAAUGGAGCGGUGGCAAAACCUAUGAGCAACUAAAGGAAGAGUUGGGCGAGGUCACAUUACCAACCCAAGUUGAAUCUCCAUCCAGUGAUGGAGAGCAUCAGUCGGUUUCCGAAUAUCCACCAGAAAUGCUGAUAAACAAACCGCCUGGGGAACUACCUGAGAAAGUGGACCCUGCCAACAGAGAGAAAUUUCUCUCAGAUGCUGAUUUCCAUGCCAUCCUUGGGAUGUCCAGAGACGAAUUUAACACAUUGCCUAAAUGGAAAAAGAGCAAUAUUAAGAAGGAAAAAGGGCUGUUUUAAUUUAACCUGUCUGCAGCAAAUAAAGAACGCGGUGCAUUUAAAAUAAAAAGAGCGUCUAAACCAUGUUAGACUUUAAUGCUUAGAUCAGUAAAUUUGUUGCAUUAGAAAUCUGUUGGGUGUUUUUGAAUUCCUUAAAAGUACAAAAAGUUUUGAUUAGCAAUUAUUUUUACUCGUUUUAUGUUCAAUUACUGAAUGGAUGAUGAUACCGGUGACAAAUAUAGUAACUUAUUUCAUUCAUCCACCUGAAAAUUUUUAUUGUUUUCUUCUGUAUGUGUAGUAGAAUGUAUAUCUUCACCAGAAAAGGCAUUGUUAUGUUGAUAUUUCUGGACAUUUAUAGUGAAUUUCAAGCUUAAUUGAAGAACAAAGAAAUAAAUGACAUCAAAUUAACAUAUGCACUAUUUCAUGUACUACUGCUAUCCCAGUAAGACAUUUACAGUGGCAUUGUGUUAGUCAUCAUAAAAUCACAAAUGUGAAUGCUUAUUUUUUAUAGAAUCUAAGUUUAUUAUAAAUGCUUUAUCUGUGCUGGUCAUUGUUUUUUGUUUUAUUCACAUCUUCAUAAUCUUUCA